CUCCACAUGAUGUUCUCCAGGGCGGGGUGGCUGACUUUGCCCCCUUUUCUCCUCCUGCUCAUCUUUGGACCCAAUAAACACACUGGGCUGUCCCCAGCAGACCCAACGGUGAACCCGCUGUUCUGUUUUAAUGUGAAGAAGAGCAUCAUCGGGAAGCUGAAUCUCGGAACCCCGCGUUUGCAACAAAAGGAUGAGAAUCCCUCCAUCCGUCCAUUUCCCGAGCCGCUUCACCUCAACACGGGUCGCGGGCGUGCCCGAGUCCAUCCCGGCGACCAUCGGGCAGGAGGCGGGGUACACCCUGAACAUCCAAGCAAACAACCAUUCGCACUCACAGUCACACCUACGGACAUGAAGAAGUCAGAGACGUCAGCCUUCUCUCUGGAGGCCGACGACAGGACAGAGGCCGGGAAACGACGCGUGGCGCCGAAACGAGAUGUUCUAGGCUCUGUUUUAUGUGUGGGCCACGAGGCGCCCAAAGCCCCCAUGGACACAGACUACCAGGAGGAAAUGGAAGAGACCAAACCUCAAAUACGAUUUAACCUCAACUUUGACAAGGGCAUCCGAGGUGUGAAUCAGGACAACUCCAAGCGAGACGGUCAGACGUUUGACAUCGGCAGACUGUUCGAAGCUGCGGCCAGUGGAGAUGUCACCAGGUUGGAAGGCCUGCCCCAGUAUCUGCACCAAAACAUGAAGAAACUCACCGACUCGCUGUAUCAGUCGUACGGUAAAACUGCCCUGAUGAAGGCCCUGCUGCACCUCAGAGACGGCAAGAACCCCGCUGUUGAUUUUUUAGUAGACAUCUCACAGAGGAUGGGCGACAUUAAAGAGUUUGUCAAUGCAGCUUACACCGACAGUGACUAUAAAGGGCAGACGGCACUGCACAUAGCCAUCGAGCGGAGGAGUCUGCGCUAUGUCGAGCUUCUGCUCAGCAAAGGAGCGGACGUCCACGCUAAAGCCUCUGGGAAAUUCUUCCAGCCUCGUGACGGCCCCAGCUUCUACUUUGGCGAGCUACCGUUGUCCCUGGCAGCAUGCACCAACCAGCCCGACGUGGCGGAGUUCCUCAUGGACAACGAGCACCACCGGGCCUGCACGGAUGCGGCCGACUCUCGGGGCAACACGGUGCUGCACGCCUUGGUGGGGGUGGCUGACAACACCAAGGAGAACACCGACUUAUUCAUCACCAGCAUGUACGACCGCAUCCUGACCACCACGGCGCGGCUGAGACCCAAACUCAACUUGGAGGAGAUCGAAAACAACAAUGGCUUGACCCCUCUCAAACUGGCUGCUAAGACUGGAAAAAGCGGGCUUUUCGCACACAUCCUGAAGCGGGAGUUUCAGGAGAGCCACACCAAACAUCUGUCUCGUAAAUUCACAGAGUGGGUUUACGGUCCGGUCCAGAGCUCCUUGUACGACCUGGCCUCGGUGGACUCCGUGGACGACAAGUCGGUCCUGGAGAUACUGGUCUACGGCAGCGACAUCCCUAACCGCCACGAGAUGCUCCAGACGGAACCUCUGCGCCAACUGCUGGAGGACAAGUGGAAAAGGUUUGCAGGCCGAAUGUUUUGUCUCAACUUCCUGGUCUACUUCGCGUACCUGCUCAUCUUCACCGCAGUGGCCUACAACAAGAAGGAUGGAAAGACACCAUUCCCUCUGGAGCACAGCUCUACAGGUUACCUGUAUAUUUCAGGGCAGCUCUUGAUAACACUGGCAAACUUCUAUUUCUUUCUCAUGGGGUUAUUAGAUAUGAAGCGGAAACGACCAAAGCUGCAGACCUUGCUGAUUGAUGGAUAUUACGACAUCCUUUUCUUUGUGCAGGCCGUCCUCUUCCUGGCCGCAGCCGGCCUCUACGUCUGUGGGAGGCAAGAGUACCUGGGCUUCCUGGUGCUGUGUCUUGCUCUCAGCUGGGUCAACCUGCUCUACUUUGCCAGGGGCAGCAAGCACAUGGGCAUCUACAGCGUCAUGAUACAGAAGAUGAUCCUCAGCGAUAUCCUGCGCUUCCUGUUUGUCUAUGUCGUCUUCCUCUUUGGGUUCUCCGCAGCGGUGGUCACACUGCUCACUGAGCCCACGGUGAAAAACACCACUGCUCAGAGGGGCCGCCUCUUCGGACCACUUUACCCCGACGCGGAAUGCAUCAAGCCCACCUUCCGAAACAUCUCCUACACCACGCUGCAGCUCUUCAAGUUUACCAUCGGCAUGGGUGACAUGGAGUUCACCGAGCACUACCAGUACAAGGAAGUCUUCUACGUGCUGCUCAUCGUCUACAUCAUCCUCACCUACAUCCUGCUUCUGAACAUGCUCAUCGCCCUCAUGAACCGCACCGUGGAGAAGAUCACCAAGGAGAGCGCUAGCAUCUGGAAGCUACAGAGGGCCAUCACCAUCCUGGACAUGGAGAAAAGGCUGCCACUCUGUGCGAGGAAGAGGCUUCGCUGCGGGGUGGACAAAAAUCUGGGCACGCCCUCUGAACAAGACCGCCGCCGCUGUUUCAGAGCGGAGGAAGUCAACUGGAACAAAUGGAACAUCCACCUGGGUAAAAUCAAUGAGGAGCCCGGCUACUGGGAUCGAACGCGACGGCCGACGUCAGACAAGCCGCCGAUUCGGACAAACAGAGGGAGGAGCUGGAGAGGCUUAUUUCUCGAGCACAGAAGAGGACCACAGGCCACCGAGAUGAGCAACUUCCCAGUGUGAGCACACUGGGAAUGGAGCCAUUAACAAAUGCAACUGGAUCUUUAAAGGCAAUAUUUGUUCAAUAACAAGUUUUAGUUUGCAUGCAACAACGCACGUUGUUAGUGGAAAAAAAUGAAUAAUUGUAUAAGCCGUGUUCGGGUAGCAUCAGAAUGGCCAUUAAGCAAGAGUGAUCACAAAGGUCCUGAUCCUGCCAUCUUGCUGUGCGUUUCGUCACAAACAGACAAGCUUCAUUGAGCACCCGCUCGCUUCGACUUCCCCUCUCGAUUUGGAGGCGGCGGGCCUGGGCCAAUGGCGUGAGAGUGCGCUUACAAUUAGUGUGACAAACAUCACAUUCGGUGCUACCGCCUAUAACACCUGCGUAUUUUUAGUCAUGCCGUGCCAUUGUUUUCUCGUUUGUAAAUGAUGCACCGUGAAUCCAAACAAUGGCUCAGACACAUACGAAAGCAUAAAUUAGAAUUUUAUUUUAUUAUUACAAUAUUACAAAAAGAGUAGCACAACUCUCACGCGCUUGCUUCUGAUCCGUCUUGAAAGAUGACCUUCUUCCUUUUCACAGCAAUUGAACAGGAGGGGGGAAAAAACAUAAAUAAGCAAAUCAAGUAUUAUAAAUAGUCACAACUGCAAAACUGAAGCUUUGAAAGUUGGGGAAAAAAAAUGUUACAGCUCAGUAACUACACACUGCUAAAAUAUAUUGUAUAAUUAACAUAUCACUCCUUUUCUUGCUUCCCAUAACAAAUCUCUACGGAAUUGCUCUGUCUAGUCAAUACAAUUUAAUUAAAAUAAAAAGACCAGGGUAAAAAAACAAAACAAAACCCUGUGUUUGUUGUCUUCUUACCACAGUCUUCCUUAUCCUUAUUAUUUGGGGGUUUCAUGAAAACCAUGCUCGAGGAAAGUCCGAGGACCAAACAAUUAAGGCUUUUUAGGGGUUGGUAGGUGAACAAAACAUGGGUGUCAUCAUGACCACACAAAUAAACACAUUCACACGCGCGCACACACACACACACAUUCAUUGAAGUUUAAAUGUUACAGUAGUCUAGUAGGUAAGCCAGUGUACAAUAAAAUAAACAAUGCGUUUGCUGUUCAAUGUAAAAA
Molecule: messenger RNA, 3774 nt
Organism: Phyllopteryx taeniolatus (common seadragon)
Lineage: Eukaryota; Metazoa; Chordata; Actinopteri; Syngnathiformes; Syngnathidae
Gene: trpv1
Product: transient receptor potential cation channel, subfamily V, member 1
Exons: 17
Coding region: 7-2685 (892 amino acids)
Biological process (GO): calcium ion import across plasma membrane
Cellular component (GO): membrane
Molecular function (GO): protein binding; calcium channel activity
Source: RefSeq, a predicted model, not a curated record